Messenger RNA from Brenthis ino (lesser marbled fritillary), 354 nucleotides. The record is from the annotation of a GenBank genome assembly. NCBI's taxonomy places the organism in Eukaryota, Metazoa, Arthropoda, Insecta, Lepidoptera, Nymphalidae.
AUGCGUCGCCAGAGAGCAUCUGAACAACUGCGUUCGAAUCAAGAGCGUCAAGAUGCAUACGUUAACCAAGGUCGUAAGCCGCCUCGUACUUUUGAAGUCAACUCAUUGGUUUUUGUUAGAAAACAGGCACAAUCGACUGGGAAGCUGGAUUCCUAUGCAGAGGACGAGGAGUCGACAACUCCUAGCGUUACCCAGCCUUACAAUGUUGACGUUCCUGGUGACGCGAGUGAGCCGCAACCUAGCACGUCAGGGACGCAGAUACAUGGCGAAGAGCCUGCUGCGUCACCCACCUUCACGUCGAGCGAUGACAGCACAGAGCCUUCGAUGCCAAUGCUGGAGACUGAUCUCCAGAGU